AUGGCGGCCGCGGUGCUGGCGGCGCCGGAGGGCGGCUCUGCCGUGAUAGCGGCGGGGAACGCGGCGGCUUGUCCUCCGCCACCUGGUCCCUCAGGUCCGGGUUCGUGGAGCCGCUCCUUGGACCGAGCCUUAGAAGAAGCGGCGGCCAGCGGUACCCUCAGUUUGAGCGGCAGGAAGCUCCGCGACUACCCGCGGGCCAGCGCCGCCAACCACGACCUCAGCGACACCACCCAGGCCGAUUUGUCACGGAACAGACUGUCAGAGCUUCCAGCAGAAGCAUGUCACUUUGUCUCCCUCGAGAGUCUUAACUUGUACCAGAACUGCAUUCGAUAUAUCCCAGAGGCUGUUUUGAACUUACAGUCUUUAACAUUUCUAAAUAUCAGUCGAAACCAGCUUUCAACAUUGCCAGUACACCUCUGUAGUCUGCCACUAAAAGUUUUGAUAGCAAGUAAUAACAAGUUGGUUUCAAUACCUGAAGAAAUUGGACAGCUCAGACAGCUGACAGAGCUUGAUGUGAGCUGUAAUGAAAUACAGACAAUUCCUCCACAGAUUGGCAAUUUGGAAUCCUUGCGGGACCUAAAUGUCAGAAGAAAUAAUUUGGUGCGUUUACCUGAAGAGCUUGCUGAGUUGCCUUUGAUUCGAUUAGAUUUCUCCUGCAAUAAAAUAACAACAAUACCAGUUUGUUAUAGGAACCUCAGACAUCUGCAGACCAUCAUGUUAGAGAACAACCCUCUCCAGUCACCCCCUGCACAGAUAUGUAUAAAAGGAAAAAUUCACAUAUUUAAAUACCUGAACAUAGAAGCAUGCAAGAUAGCUCCAGACUUGCCUGAUUAUGAUAGAAGACCCAUGGGAUUUGGAUCUUGCCAUGAGGAACUCUAUUCCAGUCGUCCGUAUGGAGCACUUGAUUCUGGCUUCAAUAGUGUGGACAGCGGAGACAAAAGAUGGUCAGGGAAUGAACCAACAGAUGAGUUCUCAGAUCUCCCUUUACGUGUGGCAGAGAUCACUAAAGAACAGAGACUGCGAAGAGAAAGUCAGUAUCAAGAAAACCGAGGGAGCACGGUCAUAACUAAUGGUGGAGUGGAACAUGAUCUCGAUCAGAUCGACUAUAUUGAUAGCUGUGCCACAGAAGAGGAGGAGGAAGAGGUGAGGCAACCCAAGUGCAUGGACUCAGACAGCCUCAGCUCACAAUUCAUGGCAUAUAUUGACCAGCGGCGAAUCUCUAAUGAGGGCUCAGCGGUAAAGCCUGUAUCCAUCAGAGAAUUUCAGAGAACAGAGGAUACAAGACGAUAUUUACAUCAAAACAGGGAUACUGAUGAAUUACGAAGACCUGAAACUCUAAAUUUGAUGCAGGACAGAGAGCAUCACCAAGUACUAAGGAGUUAUGUGGACAGGACAGAGAGACCCCCGGCUGAUUCACCUUACUUUCUCUCUCUAUCAAGUCACCACAGUCAGGUGCCAAAUACAGAUCCCGAGCUGCACCGCAGGCACAUAGAGCGUACCCGUCGGGAGGCCCAGCUAGCAGCGCUUCAGUACGAGGAGGAGAGGAUGCGAACAAAACAGAUUCAGAGGGAAGCUGUCCUUGACUUUGUUAAGCAAAAAGCAUCCUUAAGUCCUCAGAAGCAAAGUCCUCUGGAUAGUGAGUGUCCCUUUCCAUCCAGAAGGUCUCAGCAUACUGAUGAUAGUGCCUUGUUAGUGAAUGGCUUUGAGCCUCUCUUUGUGUUUGAGAUUGACAGUAACACCAAUACCAUUAAAAGAAGGCCAGGGACUCGCAAACAGUCACUCUCAGGGUUGAAUCAAGAAAGCUGUGCUACUACCCUGCCUAAUGCCUCUACCUUCAGUCCUGUCAAGAGUGAUGACAGAUCUACCAUCUCCCCCGGCUCACCUACCACUCAGACAGUCCACCUUUCCCCUCCAUAUCCUGGCCAUGCAGCCCCGCCUUCCCAUAGAAACCCUUCCCAGCGACCUGAGAGUUUCCUUUUCCGAGCAGCUGUCAGGGAUGAAGCAAACAAAGCUGUUACUUCAUCUUCUACCCGUGCCUUGUCUCCUGCUAAUGAUUCUGCAGACCCUAGAGUAAGACAAAACUCCAAACAGCGAGAGGAGGAGCUGGAGCUAAUAGAGCAGCUACGUAAGAAUAUAGAAUCACGGUUGAAAGUGUCGUUGCCCAGUGAUCUUGGAGCAGCUCUCACUGAUGGUGUUGUUCUGUGCCAUUUAGCUAAUCACGUGCGUCCCCGAUCUGUUCCCAGCAUUCAUGUCCCCUCACCUGCUGUUCCUAAACUUACAAUGGCAAAAUGCAGACGAAAUGUGGAGAAUUUCUUGGAAGCUUGCAGAAGGAUUGGAGUGCCUCAGGACAAUCUUUGUUCCCCUUCUGACAUUCUUCAGCUAAACCUCAGCGUUAAAAGAACAGUUGAGACUCUUCUUUCCCUGGGGACAGAUUCAGAAGAAUCCAGUCUUGUCUCCCUUUCCAUUCAGCUCUGGGGCUUUGUGGUGUUUUACUGUACUCUAAUGCUAACGCUCUGUAUGUUCUAUCGCUGGGUCUUUUUUCUCUAG
Molecule: messenger RNA, 2547 nt
Organism: Gymnogyps californianus (California condor)
Lineage: Eukaryota; Metazoa; Chordata; Aves; Accipitriformes; Cathartidae
Gene: LRCH3
Product: leucine rich repeats and calponin homology domain containing 3
Exons: 23
Coding region: 1-2547 (848 amino acids)
Molecular function (GO): protein binding
Source: RefSeq, a predicted model, not a curated record